This is a messenger RNA of Colletotrichum fioriniae, 432 nucleotides long. The record is from RefSeq and is a predicted model, not a curated record. Lineage: Eukaryota; Fungi; Ascomycota; Sordariomycetes; Glomerellales; Glomerellaceae.
AUGCGCGUACUCGCUACUCUUCCUCUUCUGGCCAUGGCUGCCCUUCAAGUCGCUGCUGGCGACUUUUCAGCGACAUGCUCUGGAACGUCCUACUUCUCUACCAGCGUUAAAUCGUACUGCCAGGACACCUCCCAAGAGGACUCUUAUUCGACAGACUUGGAUCUGACCAAGUGCCUGGCCAAUGUCGGAGGCAAGGUCGUCUUCUGCGACUGCGGUCUUGGCGGCGACAAGAAGCAGAUCUUGAACUGCCGCUGCACUGAUUCCACCGGAACGAAGAGACCUUCGUCCCUGAACCUGGGUAAGAUUAUCAUGGGAAGUUCAUCCAUUAUCAUGACAGUACCGACUAAUCGGAUUAGACACGUGCUUGAGCAACAUCGACGGAGACCUCAAGUGCUAGAGGCCCUCUCAGUUGGCAACCUCAUUUCGGAGUAA